Prorocentrum cordatum is the source of this 1117-nucleotide messenger RNA. The record is from the annotation of a GenBank genome assembly. Lineage: Eukaryota; Dinophyceae; Prorocentrales; Prorocentraceae.
GGGAUCCGCGCUGGGCCCCUCCCUGGCGGCGCCUCCGGCGCCGCCCCCUGGCGCGCUCCGCGCGCCAGGGAGGGGGUCCAACGGUGAUCCAAGAAAUCCGCGCAGAGCGCCAAAGGUUUUGUGCUUCUGCCGUGGUUCUUCUUCUGUGAAGAUUCCCCGCGGCUCGGGCUCGGGCUCGGCUGGGAGGGGCGAGGGCCCCCCGCGCCCAGGGACGGGCGGACUCGCUAUCGGGGGCCUCUCGCCGAUCUCUUGGUGAUGCAUCGUCGAUUCCAGGUCGGUGUCCCACCUCCCCGUGAGCCAGUCGCCACCCCUGACGUUUCCUCUCGCAGUGGCGAUGCCAGGCCGGAGGAACCCGGCGAGGACCCCUUCAAGGAUCUCUGGAAGACUCGCCCCUGCCGCUGGUUCGUCGUGGAGGGCAGGUGCCAGUUCGGCGACGGCUGCAUGCACGCCCACAGCGCGGGGGAGCUGCGCCCGCUCCCCGAGCGGCACCGCGCGCCCGAGGCCGCGCACUGGCAGGGCCGCGCGGUGUGCAUCGGCCUGAUCGACCAGGCCCUCUUCCACGGCGCGCCCGGGCCGAGAACGACGUCGAUCCCCUGCUCGACAUCUGCAACCGCGUCACGUGCCUGGGCAAUCCGUUCGCCUGCCGGCGCUACCCGCCCGGCGAGCAGCCGCCCCCGCGCGACGCCCACGGUUGGCGCCUCGCGGAGCACGAGGACCUGUGCGCGGCCUUUGACGAGUACCUGACCGAGGUGCUCGAGGGCGGCGGUGCCGAGGACCUGCGGGCCGCGGCCCAGCGCAUCGCCGAGAGGCGGUCCAUGGCGCUGUCGCACCAGUGGACCGUGCAGAAGCUGCGCCGCGAGGACGUGCGCGGGGCGCUGCGGGGGCUGCUGCGCCGCGUGGCCGCGGGCGAGAAGGUGCGCCUGCUGUGCCACUGCAGGCCGCACGUGAGGUGCCACACGGAGUACCUCAAGGCGCACCUGGAGCUGCUGGCGGCGCCGCCGCCCGAGCCGCCGGCGUGCGCCCGGCCGGAGGCCCGGCAGGCGAGGCUGAGCCCCGAGGAGGCGUGGCCGGGCCUGGGCCUGGGCGGCCCGCCGUGCGCCGCGUGCGGCCGCGAGGG